UUUUAGGUCUAUCCGGCCUGCCCCCCCUUGCCAAGUUGGCGUUCAGUGCCACCCCAGUGCUGCCGCCACCACCUGCUGCUAGUUGGCAAGGUACCUACCAAUCCACCACCACUGAUAUCAUCGCCAUCCAAGUAACAAGUACCUCCCGUCGGCGCAUCUCAACCGGGUGGCGGCGGCCUCUUUGCUUCUCAACACCUUCAUCAAACGCCCUGCUCCCUCCGCCGACUCGCUCCGCAAACUGUACCUGCCCAGACGUCACCGUAUUCUCUCCUCCAUCUCGUCUCUUGCUUCGCGACCAACUCCGGGGCAAUUGCCUGGCUCACCACCACCUCCAACAAAAAAGUACUACGUACCUCGACGACCCGAACGCCCGCCAACGGGCACGUGCGAGGAUAAUGCUGGCCAUCGGUUGACGACAUCUCUCCAGCGCGCCCGCCUCCAUCCGUCUCCGACGUCGAGGAGCACGUCCCGCCGCCCUGCCCCGACUCGGACGACGCCUGCUCCGUCCCUGUCCCGUCUCCCGCGGGUCCGCGUCGAAACCGAGGCCCCCACAGCCGCACACGCCGCCGGGGGGGAGGACCGGGGACAUCGUAUAGACUCGCCCGCGACGUCACGCACGGAGCGAUGCUGCUCCUCCACCAGGUCGGCGCCGUCAAGAUAGGCGAGGUCGUCCGCUACACCGUCACCUACACCCCGUCGCAGGACCGCAUCCUGCCCUCGCCCGAGAAGCUCUUCGUCCGCAUCCGCAACACCUCGGCCAUCGCCCUGCGCGCCGCCUUCGUGCACGGCCCUUACACCCUCUCCGUCGCCGCAUACCCCUCGGCCUUCUCCCCCAACGAGCGCUUCCCCAACCCCCGUCGCUAUGGCGUCCCCCAGCACGAGCCAAUGCUCAAGGCCGGCGGCUCGUGGGAGUGCGAGCUCGUCGUCCCCGACGACAUCCGUCAGGCCGCCGGUACCGGCCGCCACGGCCACUUUGGCAAGGCGCCCGACCACGAUGCUGAGAGUGCCAGCUGGGUCAUCGAGGUCUCUUCCCAGGUCAUAUUCUCUACCUCUGUCGCCGUGGGGUACGAGCUCGUAGUCGCUCGCGACCGCAAGUCACUCAGCUUAAGCGGCUCAUUACCCGUCGUCGGCAGCCAGAGCCAGGUCCCCACGCCCGGCAGGGUGGCGGACUUGCAGCAGAGCGUCGGAUCCAAGGACGGCCAUCACCCCGCGCAGCCGAGGGGCGUCUUCUCCCGCGCCGUCCACAUCACCGUCGAGGAUACGGCGUCCUUGUGGAACACGCCGCGCCUGCCCGGCUGGGACGAUGCCGGCGAGGACAGACUGCAGGGGCGCGCCGGCGCCAACAAACCCGUCGAGAGCGUCGUAAAGACGGGUGAUCCCGAGACCAAGGAGAGCUCAAUGCCUACGAAGCAGAAGAGUGUUCACCUCGUCAUCCUGACUCAUGGCUUGCAUAGCAACCUGGGCGCCGACAUGCUGUUCCUGAAGGAGAGCAUCGAUGCUUCGGCGAAGCAGGCAAGAACCGAUGCAAAAGCUAGGAAAAGAAGGGAACGGGAACGUGCUGCCGCCCAGAGGCAAGACUCUCACCGCCCGGAAUCUACAGAAGGAGAGGAUGUCAAGGCCGACCAGGAGCCGCCGGAAUCUAGUGAGCCAAAGGACGAUACCGAUGACGAAGACGAUGAUCACGAACAGGUGAUUGUGCGGGGAUACUCGGGAAAUGCCACCAAAACGGAGCGAGGCAUUAAAUACCUGGGCAAGCGGCUGGCCAGGUACGUCCUGUCCAUGACCUUUCCGGAUCAGCCAUACCUCCCUCUAGGGAAGGGGGCCGGAGAGGGUUUCGCCGAGGGCCUCAAAGGGGACCACCACCACAAGUACCAAGAGCACGAGGUGAAGCAAGCACACAAGCACAGCACGAUACAAGCCGACAUGGACAAGGCCCGGCGCGAGAAGCACCAGCGCCCGUACAAGAUCACUAGCAUCAGCUUCGUGGCGCAUUCCUUGGGAGGCUUGGUUCAGACUUAUGCCGUCGCCUACAUCCAGAAGCAUUCCCCUCAAUUCUUCGAGCACAUCAAGCCCAUCAACUUCAUAACCCUGGCGUCUCCUUUCCUUGGCCUAAGCAACGAAAAUCCGCUCUACGUCAAGUUUGCACUCGACUUUGGCCUCGUCGGCCGUACUGGGCAGGAUUUAGGAUUGACCUGGCGGGCGCCGACGCUGGCCAGGAGCGGAUGGGGCGCCAUCGUGAGCAACCUGGGUGAGUCGGCGCACAAGAAAGUGUAUGGAGAGACGCAACCAGAGUCGAAGCCGCUGCUAAGGAUCCUGCCAACGGGACCGGCUCACACGGCGCUCAAGAAGUUCCGGAACCGUACCGUCUACUCGAAUGUGGUCAACGACGGCAUCGUCCCUCUGCGUACGAGCUGUCUUCUGUUUCUCGAUUGGCAGGGGCUCGGUCGCGUCGAAAAGGCGCGACGCGACGCUGGACUUGUCGAGACCAUGGUGGGCUUUGGCUGGGCGGAGCUGACAGGCACCAACAUGGCGAGCCUCCGUCCUAAACAACUGCCUAGCAACGGUGAGCCAAGCGACUCAGGAACCACCACGCCACGGGAUCACAUGCGUCAGGUCCCUCAGCCGUCGAGCGACGCAAUUACAGAAGACGACCGGGCGAGUCUCCGAUCGAUACCGACGCCUUACGCCGAAGAAGACGAUGCCCCUUCGCCGGGCACGGUAGAGCCCUCCACCGGCGGACCUCUGUCUGGCUUUUUUAACCUGUUCAAGAGCAAUGACCCGCCAAAGGAACAGCCCGUCUCCCAUAAACAAAAGAUGAUACUGCGGCGCGGGCAGACGAUGCCCCUGGACCAGGCUCCCGUAUCGCCUGAUCUUUCGGACACGUCCAGCCAAAGCCGCCAAGCAAGCAAGUCGGGCAAAGCAACGUCGGGCCAUGAAUUCGAAGAAGGCGCACAAGGGGUGGCAGUGCCGCCAAAGACGACAUUUUUUGAAUCCGCCGGAGACUUGCUGAACCCCAGCGUCCCGAGCGUCGAGUAUGUCAUUGACCCCUCGAAACGGCCUCGGACCAUAUUUCACGACCGUGUUUACCACCCUGUCGAUAUACCGCCUCCGCCGAUGAAGAAACGACAGGCUACCCUGCGCCGCAAGACGUUCAAUCGCGUCGGCUCUGUGUCGCAGCAGUCGACCACCAGCGGCUCUUCUUCUCCGUAUCCGUCCGUCGCCCACGAGGAUUCCCUCAACUCAACCAAGGACUACGACGACACGGUGCACACGAAUCCCGACAGGCACCCCGAUGAGGUGGUGGACGGCUCCAACAUGCGCGUUGAGGAAAAGAUUGCCAGGGGCUACCACCGUGAUCUGUCAUGGCGCAAGGUGCUGGUCAAGCUCGAGCCGGACGCACACAACAACAUUUUCGUUCGCCGCAUGUUUGCCAACGCCUACGGCUGGCCCGUCAUCAAGCACCUCGUGGACGCGCACUUUAGCGACUCGGCGACGGCGCGCAUGCGCACCGAGGACGAGCACCUCGGGGAGCGGGCCCUCGACAUGAACCAGCCGCCCGACGAGCACGGCGCCGAGACCAAGGCCGCCGCCGCGGCCGCGUCCUCGAGCACCCUUAAUGUCGCCAAGCCGGGCCACGGCGGCCGCAACGAGAGCGAGGCGCGAGAGGCCCUCGAUGAGGUCCCGGACCUGCCCAAGUCACAAGGCAGCGAGCAGUCGUCGACUUCAGCGGCAGCGGUGGCUCCAGCAUCCGCGGCGCUCCUCAGCGCACCUCGCGCUCACCCCCAUCCUACGGACCGCGCCGACUCGGUGACGUGGAGCGAGCGCGACUGGAUCGACAGCGAUAAUGAAAGUGACGCCGAUCUCGGUACUGCUGCUGCCAAAGAUGACAAGAAGCAGCAACACAAGGCCGCGCAGCAGCAGCAGCAGCAACACUCAUCGCAAGCGGAGGGAUCCCAGCCGCCGCCACCGCAACAGCAAAAGGGGAGCAGCAAGGACGGUCAUGAUGACCAAAAGCAGCAGCAGAGAGCGCUGAGCCCCUCGUCGUGGAACUGGGCCGAGAAGAUUGUCGGCAGGGGCGCCAGGGGCCGCAGCAAGAGUCCCAGCCCGGACGCCAACAAGUAGAUUCCUUUGGCCGAUAAUGACGUGCAGAAAUACACGCACGCACCGCCUGCCUGCCUGCCUGCCUGCCUGCCUGCCUGCCUGCCUGCCCUGCCCCCUCGCAAAGACGGAGGACGGACGACGACGACGACAUUAACCAUGACGGGCCCUAUAUACUAGUAAAGCGGCAGAUCUUGACACACCUAGUAUUCUGCGCGGCGCGAAAUAGCCGUACCUCUGACCUAAUACCUUACUUAGUACACAGAACUCAAUUUAGCAACUACGUUAGAUCCUGAACAAGAUGCGACCAUAUCGCAAAUGCGCUGGCAGUACGCCUUCUUCGCAGGGUGAUGGAAGCAAACUUUUGGUUCCGUGCUGAGACGCAGAGGGGGACUCAAGUCUUCUUGUGUCACCUUUAUUCAUUGCUCAUCAUUUAUUUACAUGGUCGACGCCUGCUAAC
Messenger RNA from Purpureocillium takamizusanense, 4558 nucleotides. RefSeq lists its product as uncharacterized. Bases 625 to 4122 code for a protein of 1165 amino acids. The transcript has a single exon. Gene Ontology annotation, molecular function: monoacylglycerol lipase activity. The record is from RefSeq and is a predicted model, not a curated record. Lineage: Eukaryota; Fungi; Ascomycota; Sordariomycetes; Hypocreales; Ophiocordycipitaceae.